AUGACAGAUAUCGUCAAUCCUUUUGAGCGGCUUGCCGGCCGCCUAUCGGAAUUCAUCAAUCGCCCAGACCAUCGGGUGAUUUUGCCAGUGACAGCCGUUGCGACGGCGGUGUUUCUGAAUGUCACUGAUGGCUUGUUCAUGGAACGCGCCAUCACAUGGCGCAAUGAAGUCUUCGCAGACACCACGGCCAUGCGCGUUGGCUGGGUAGCGCUCUGUGGUGCAAUCGGGUUUGGGAUCGGGUGGUUUUUCUCGGGCAAACACAAAGCCCUGCGGUCAAUGCUGCUCGGUCUGGUCCUGGGCGUUGUCGGAUUCCUGCUGCUCUUUGAUCACGGGGCCAUGGGCUGGGGCAGCUCAACGUUCCUCUCCGUCGCUGCCUUUAUUGUCGGGCUGGGAUAUUGGAUCAGCGGCGCUGCGUCCGGUCUGGCUGAUCGUCUAUCGCGAACGCCAACCACCUUCGGUGAUUCCAAAUGGGCUGACUAUGCCGAGCUUUACGCCGCCGAUCUGAUUGGCGGUGACGGUUUCCUUGUCGGUUGUGUCCGUGACGAGAGUGGGGAAUGGCAAACAAUUCACUAUGAAGGAGAGCGCCAUAUCGCCACCAUAGCUCCCAAUCGCUCCGGCAAGGGCACCACUUCAAUCAUUCCCAAUCUGCUCAUUCGCGAUAGCUCGGUGGUUGUGAUCGAUCCCAAAGGGGAAAACGCCAUGAUCACGGCCGAGCACCGCCAGGAGGUGUUGGGUCAGGAUGUGUAUGUGGUCGAUCCGUGGGCGAUCACGGGAUUGUCCACGGCUUGCUUCAACCCAAUCGACUGGUUGGUCGCAGGCGAUAUCGAACUGUCCGACAAUGCCAUGUUGCUGGCCGAUGCCAUCAUCAUGACCAUGGGCGAGAACGAGCAGUUCUGGACCGAGGAGGCCAAGGCGCUGCUGCUCGGUAUCAUGCUCUAUGUUGCCACCGCGCCGCAAGAGGAAGGCCAAAGGCAUUUGGGGCGCGUCCGUGACCUGUUGCUGCUUGAUGGCGAUGACUUACGCAAGCUGUUCAUGGCCAUGCUCAAGUCACCCCAUCACGCCGUGCAAUCAACAGGAGCGCGAUGUCUGCAAAAGGACGAUAAGCUCUUGUCCAACGUGAUGGCAUCGGUGCAAGCCCAGACGCAUUUUCUGGAUAGUCCGCGCCUGCGUGAGAAUUUAUCCCGCUCUGACUUUCGCUUUGAAGAUUUGAAAGCAGGCAAAAUGACCAUCUAUCUGGUGCUGCCUGCCGACAAGCUGAACAGCCACGGGCGGUGGCUGCGUCUGCUGAUCCAGCAAGCCCUGACCGUCAAUGCCCGCAACAUCGAGGUGCAGCCGGACAAGCCUGUCCUGUUCAUCCUUGAUGAACUGCCUGCGCUCGGCAAGCUGACCAUGGUCGAGCAAGCCUUUGGGCUGAUGGCGGGUUUUGGCAUGCAACUGCAAGCGGUGAGUCAGGAUGCCAGCCAGCUCAAGCGCAUUUAUGGUGAGGGCUGGGAAAGCUUUAUCGCCAAUGCAGGCGUGAUCCAGUAUUUUGGGUCAAGGGACAGGUUCACGGCGGAGUAUUUUUCGAAGCUGUGCGGUGUAACAACCGUGUGGGACUGGUCAACAGCCUUAGGGCGCUCCGUCGGGAUCACGAGUGGCAGCAAUGGCGGCACCAACAAAGGGACGUCUGACACGGACACAGUAGCCGCCAAACAACGCCAACUGGCAUACCCUGAUCAGUUGAUGCGUAUGCCUAAAGAUAAGCAACUGAUCCUGAUCGAGAACAUGAAUCCGAUCAUGGCAGCCAAACGCAGCUGGCGCGCCACGCCAGAGCUGAAAGACCUUGGCGUCAAUCUGCGGGCUGAUAACGGGGAUCGGUUGUCGGGUGACAGCGGACAGUCGUUGGAAGAUGGCACCACCGCUUGA
Messenger RNA from Effrenium voratum, 1905 nucleotides. Lineage: Eukaryota; Dinophyceae; Suessiales; Symbiodiniaceae. The record is from the annotation of a GenBank genome assembly.